This is a messenger RNA of Fundulus heteroclitus (mummichog), 5145 nucleotides long. It is a transcript of the gene nectin3b, whose product is annotated as nectin cell adhesion molecule 3b. The coding region runs from base 115 to 1779 and encodes 554 amino acids. NCBI's taxonomy places the organism in Eukaryota, Metazoa, Chordata, Actinopteri, Cyprinodontiformes, Fundulidae. Gene Ontology annotation, biological process: homophilic cell-cell adhesion; heterophilic cell-cell adhesion. Gene Ontology annotation, cellular component: apical junction complex; adherens junction. The record is from RefSeq and is a predicted model, not a curated record. The transcript has 6 exons.
GGUCCGCAUGCAGUUCGGAGUUGUUGCCGAGGAGGUUCCACUCUUCAGCGCUCCUCAAACUGGCAUGCGUCCUACGCCUCGGCCGAGCAGCGGGGGACUGCACUUCUCGUCACGAUGCCACUCUUUCCCGAGCGCAGCUGUCCCGGACGCCGGAGCAGGAGCGCGCUCUGCUACGUCCUGUGCGUCAUUUCAGGUGCUGUGUGCAGUCAGGUGGUGGUGCCUCAGAGAGUGAGCGCCGUGCUGGGAAAGAACGUGACUUUAAACUGCCGGGUGGAGUUUGGCACCAACCUCAGCCUGACUCAGAGUUCCUGGGAGCGCCGCCUACCGUCGGGCCCCUUCACUGUGGCCGUGUAUAACCCGGACCUCGGCACCUUCAUCCCGCCGGAGUACAUCAACCGCUUGUAUUUCCGCUCGCCCUCCUCUCACGACGCCACCAUCAUCCUGGAAAACGUGGGCUUUUCAGACGUGGGGGUCUACACCUGUAAGGUAGCUACGUUUCCUCUGGGAAACACCCAGGCCUCCACUACCGUCAGUGUCCUUGUGGAGCCAAAGGUCUACGUUUCUGCCGGCUCGGCCGCCCUGAUCGACGGUGGCAAUGACACCGUGGUGGCCACCUGCAUCGCCGAGCGAGCCCGGCCCCCCGCCGAGGUGUCCUGGGAGUCCAACCUCUUCGGCCAGUCCGAGGUGCAGCUGUUCGACGACGUCAACGGCACGACCAGCACUCAGGUGCGCUACAUCUGGCAGCCCACGCGCCACGUGCAGGGCCACACGCUGACCUGCGUGGUGCGCCACCCCGCCCUGCAGAGCGACUUCCGGAUCCCCUACCAGCUCAACGUGCAGUUUGCUCCUGAUAUAUCAGUGGUGGGCUAUGAUGGAGACUGGUAUGUAGGCCGAGACAAUGUUCAGAUGACUUGCAAAGCCAACGCCAACCCACCGGCUCAUCACUUCAGAUGGAUCAGAUUGGACAAUGACAUGCCGCAAGGGGUGGAAACGAGAAACAGCACCUUGCUUUUCCUGCGCCCCCUCCAGCGGAACGACUCCGGCGUUUACAGGUGCGAGGUUGCCAAUGACAUUAACCUCCGCAGCCGAGACGUGCGCAUCCUCAUACAAGAUCCUCCCAUCAUGCCUUCCACCAUUACCGCUCCUGUCCUAACCGGCUCUUCCUCCUCCACCUUUGUGGUCGAUAAGGGCCACGUGCUCCUGAGCUCCCCUACGCUCGAAGCCCUGCCUGAAAGUAAUCUUGGUUCCGUGGUGGGCGGGGCCGUGGGCGGGGCCUUGUCCCUGCUUCUGGUGUUGUCUCUGGUCGGCGUGUGUUACCUACGGAAACCGCAGACUUUCCACGGCAGCUACUACGCUAAGCAGAGCCCCGGCGAUCUGCAAAAGGCCCCCGGGCAUCACGAACUGCGGCCCACCAGGACCGGCGGCGGCGGCUCGUGCAGUCGGGACCACGACCGGGAGGAGUGGGGUGACCGCGCGCUCAAACACGAGCGAGACUACCAUCGCUAUAACGAGUACAACGGAGAGAAGUAUCCCAUCAACGGCUACACCAGGGCCAUGAGGGAGAGCGGCCGCCUCAGCCGCCAGCAGACUCUCCAUCAGGAAAACGUGCAGCCCUCUAGUCCGCAGCGGGCCAGGUGCACCAGGUACCCUCACCCGCCUAAAGCGCAGGGAAACGGCGCCCCCUACCUGUCGGCUGACGGCUACAAUGGCGGUGCCGAGGGUGAUUACGUGUCUCACACAGACGGCUCGGUCAUCUCGCGUAGAGAGUGGUACGUUUGAUAAGCUGCACUGUUCUGCAGGAGCAGAAAUGCAAUCAAGGUUGUUUUUUUACUAUUAAGAAAAACACUUUAUUGUACAUGUAGACACUCCUCUGUUUGUUGUUGUUUUUUUGUUUGUUUGUUGGGGUUUUUUUUGUUUUUUUUACGACCCUUUUGAGACUGGAUGGUUUUAAUUUGGUUGUGGAUACACUGGGAACUCUUCAGUCAUCUUGACAGCCCGGUGAAACUGGGAAUCUUAGUACUUCAUCUGUAUAGAAAGAAGCAGCCGAAACUGAAGUGUGUGCUGUUGCUGCCUUACGACAUGGACCGCCACAGUUAAUUUAGCAUUACUGAUGUCUUCUCAGUUGAAGCCCCGUGGCUGUAACGAUGGGUCAAAUUCAAGCUCGCCAAUUGGUCAUUUCGCGCCAAUUUACCUGGUUUACUAGUUUGAUGCGUAAAACUCUCUCAAGAUAAUAAGUUGCUUGCAAAGUUUCUGUAGCUCUUUGUAAAUAUGUUUUAUUUGAAGUCUCAUCUGUCUAUUCUUCCACUAAAUUUGGAUUGAGACUAAAAUUCAACAAUAAUGGGAUCCUGUAGAUAGCUAAGCAGUCAUCGCCAAACUCUUUAUAGUGAUCAAAUUGGUGAUGAUGAAUAUUUCCUUUUGAUUGAUCUGAAAUCAUUUGGUUACUGUAAAACCGAAGUCGUGAAAUGUUUACUCGGAUCAGGGUGUUGCAUAUGUUGUGUACAUACUUUUAGAAUAUAAGUAUUUAUGGAGGAGAUUCAGAAUUUUGCAUGGUGGGACUGCCAUGACGUCUUUACGACAUGAACUGAGCGGGUAGGUUGAGCAGAUGUGGCGUGUACAUGACUUGUGUUUGAUAGUUUUCUUGUGUUCGCACCCGUUCACACAACCUCUUAACAUUUCUUUCUUUUCUGCUGGUCUGGUGUUUUAAAAACCUGGAGGUAAACCCAUAGGAUUUAAACAAAUCAUUUCCCAAAACUCGUUCUGCAAGAUUACCACACGAAAAGUUUGUCACCAUGACAAAUUGGAUAGAUUUUGAACUUCAGACUACAUUGUGUUCAUCAAAAUCUCUGCCCUUAUGUAAAUCCUGAUGUAAGAAUGUAGGGCAGAAGGACAACUAACAUAAUGGCAACUUUAGUUGUAAGGGUCAAACAACAAAGGGCAAUCAUUGAAACCUACAAAAAUAAGAGAAACUAGCAGGGAAAACACUUCUGUAAUAUUUUUAGCUCAUUCUGGGAAGAGUUCCAGGUUAGUUAUCCUCAUCAGUUAGCCAAGUAUGUUCAGUUUCCUGCUGCCUUGUUAUAUAACGAUGGCUCUGUUUAAGAGUUUGGUCGCUGGCUCCAGAAGAGUGCUAUCAGCGGGGGGUAUAGUUUGAAGCUGGCUACUGCAAGGCAGCCGCCACACGCUGGUCUCCUCGACAAAAAACUGCUUUGUUACAUGAUUAAUUUUGGUUUGUAUUAUACUUUUACUUUUUUUUGUCGAAACAUUUUCCCACCCUAAGCCACCAAUAGGUUUCUCAUGUUUCCAUCAUGCGUUGCCGCUCUCUAAAAAAUUAAUUCACAGCACGGCAGAUAUAAACCUGAGCUAUGAAGAUGCGUCAGGUCCGUCGUGUUGAACUUGUUACUCUCACCUGUGAUUAUCCGCACUUUUCACUCUUUCACUGCACAGAGACAGAAAAUAUCCCGCUGCGCUCAUAAAAUUAAAGCUACGAAAACAUGUAACGCUUGAAAACGAGACGGGAUGUAACAAGAUGUACCAAGUACUGUGACUUACCUUUUUUAUUUUAUUUCUUUAUUCUAAUUUUUUUUUUUUUUUUUUUUUUUUUACUUCUCAGUGUUAUCGGGCUGAAGAGCUCUAGUAGUUCAGGUCUCAAACAUUCACAAAAUAAUGUGAUGUAAAGUUUUGUACGCAGGAAAAAAAAAAAAAAAAAGAGGUAUUCUGGCACUUGCACCCAUUUACUUGACCACAUGAAGGUGAUCCAACUGUUUCUUUCAUGUUUCUUGAUUGUGAAUGAAUGCCAACUUUAGUAGUAUGGUCCCACCUUUUACAACACGUGCUGCCAGAUGCCAAAUCUAUGGAACUUGAUAUUUAGAAGUAGGGGAAACAUUGUCUAUACAUAAGUAUUAACAACAGUAUCAUCAGCGUAUAUAGAUAACAGAAGAUAUAUCACCGUCGUGUACAGGGUAGCCUGAAGUAGAAGAGAUGCUUUAUUAUAAGAAUAACAGUUGUUAAAAAUGGGGAAAUUGUAUUACAAAAUUAUUUGUCUGGUUGUGACUUUUUGUGCAGUGACUAGGCUGCGGAUGCUCCCAUGAAAUGUGCCGAGGAGCAGCAGAGAAGAGGACCACUUACUGUUGUCAGCAAUGUAAUAGUAUUAAGAUUUCUAGAAAUAAGGUGCACAGUUUCACACACCCUUGGUUCACGACACAAGAAAACUUUAUCUCUACUUAACAAAAAAAAGAGCAAGAAUUCCCAUUAAGUUGCUGCUAUUUUUUUUUUUAAUUGAAUCUGUUAAUGCAAAUAUUCCACCCAGAGCUUUCACGAUUGCUCAAGUAAAAUAGAAAUCUGGAAUAUUCGCUGUAGAGAUAAUUAAGGCUGCCAGGUUAUUUGAUUAGUAUUGCCUACAUGUGGCAAAAAAAUAAAAAAAAAACAGGAAGCACGGCGCGCUGAACCCUGUUUGUGCUCGCUUCUAUGCACUAAAAAGGAAAUUUCUUUAAUCAAUGUCGUUUUUUCAGCUUGGCUCCUCAGUUUUGAGCCACAUGCCUGGAUUUCUGAAGUUCUUUUGUACUGAAGUUUUGUAUCAAGAUCAUCAGUAACCUCACCUUGUGAAAUGUCUAAGUUGAGAAAUACAACUAGUGCCUUAGAUACUUAGAAAAAAUGUUUGUUCUAUUUCUUUUCUUGUUUAUUAUGGAUGCAAUUUUUUUUUUAUUUUUUUUUUUAUCUGAAAUGUAUUUGGUUUGAUUUCACUUAGUGCCAGGAGGAAUUCUUAGUGCCAUAUUCACAUGGACAGAGGAUGUUGGUGUAUAUUUGCAAACCUAGAGGCAUUAAAAAGAAAACUCAGUGAAAGCUUUGAAUGAAUUUUCUCGUGAAAUGAGAGAUCUGUACAGGCGGCUGGUUGGUUGGUCGGUUUCUGUAAUGUCACAAAUGUAAAACAAACAAAAAAAAAAACAGGCUGAUUUACCUUCAGUGUCAUAUUGUCAAUUAAAAAAAAAAAUACUUUUUUGUAUGUGCGCGCGUGUGAGUGUGUGCGUGUGUAUAUAUAGCAGAAAAUGUACAUCUGUGGAAGGAAAAAAGGAUGUUUCAGUGACAGCAGUGGAGCAUUAUUUUGUCAAUCUUUUUGAGAUACUGUUGUUCAAUAAAGCACCUUAGCACCUG